Colius striatus (speckled mousebird) is the source of this 2632-nucleotide messenger RNA. It is a transcript of the gene PRPF4, whose product is annotated as pre-mRNA splicing tri-snRNP complex factor PRPF4. The record is from RefSeq and is a predicted model, not a curated record. Lineage: Eukaryota; Metazoa; Chordata; Aves; Coliiformes; Coliidae. Gene Ontology annotation, biological process: mRNA splicing, via spliceosome. The transcript is spliced from 14 exons. Gene Ontology annotation, molecular function: protein binding; U4 snRNA binding; U6 snRNA binding. The coding region runs from base 59 to 1669 and encodes 536 amino acids. Gene Ontology annotation, cellular component: U4/U6 x U5 tri-snRNP complex.
UCGGCUCCGGCCUCAGCUUCGGCCUCGGCCCGUUUCGCCUCCCGGAGCCGCGGCCGCGAUGGCUUCCGCGCGGGCACCGGCAGCGCGCGGCGGCGCCCGACCCCCCGUGCGGGCCCCAGCGCCGGCGGAGGCCACAAAGACCAAGCCUGCAGAAGAGAGCGAUGCUCCUCCACCCAAGAGAGCCCCCAUCUUCUAUGGCAGCUUGGAAGAGAAGGAGAGGGAGCGUCUGGCAAAGGGCGAAUCGGGGCUGGUGGGGAAGGAGGCGAUGAAGGCUGCGCUCGAGGCGGGAAACAUCAACAUCAGCAGCGGUGAGGUCUUUGAUCUGGAGGACCACCUGAGCGAGCGGCAGGCGGAGGUGCUGGCGGAGUUUGAGCGCAGGAAGAGAGCUCGGCAGAUCAACGUGUCCACCGACGACUCUGAAGUGAAAGCCUGCCUGCGGGCCCUGGGGGAGCCCAUCACACUCUUUGGGGAAGGGCCUGCAGAAAGGAGAGAAAGGUUGAGAAAUAUCCUUUCUGUGGUUGGCACAGAUGCACUGAAAAAGACCAGGAAGGAUGAUGACAGGUCUAGGAAAUCCAAAGACGAGUAUCAGCAAACCUGGUACCAUGAGGGACCACGCAGUCUGAAAACAGCGAGGCUGUGGAUUGCUGACUACUCACUGCCCAGGGCAGCGAAGCGGCUGGAGGAAGCCCGACUGAUGAAAGAGAUUCCAGAGGCAACCAGAACGUCACAGAGACAGGAGCUGCACAAAUCCCUGCGGUCUUUGAACAACUUCUGCAGCCAGAUCGGUGAUGAUCGCCCACUGUCCUACUGCCACUUCAGCCCCAACUCCAAACUCCUUGCUACAGCCUGCUGGAGUGGGCUGUGCAAGCUCUGGUCCGUGCCUGACUGCAACCUUGUUCACACCUUACGAGGACACAGCACCAAUGUAGGAGCAAUAGUCUUCCAUCCCAAAGCCACUGUCUCCCUAGACAAGAAGGAGGUUAACCUGGCCUCAUGUGCAGCUGAUGGGUCUGUCAAACUCUGGAGCCUUGAAAGUGAUGAACCAGUGGCAGAUAUUGAAGGCCACAGCAUGAGAGUGGCACGUGUGAUGUGGCACCCGUCCGGGAGGUUCCUGGGUACUACCUGCUAUGAUCACUCGUGGCGCCUGUGGGACUUGGAAGCUCAGGAAGAGAUUCUGCAUCAGGAGGGGCACAGCAAAGGCGUCUAUGACAUUGCCUUUCACACGGACGGCUCUCUCGCUGGGACUGGUGGCCUGGAUGCUUUUGGCCGUGUGUGGGACCUGCGCACAGGACGCUGUAUCAUGUUCCUAGAAGGCCACCUAAAGGAGAUCUAUGGGAUUAACUUCUCUCCAAAUGGCUACCACGUGGCAACUGGCAGUGGUGACAAUACCUGCAAGGUGUGGGACCUGCGCCAGAGGAAGUGCAUCUACACCAUUCCUGCCCACCAGAACCUGGUGACUGGGGUGAAAUUUGAACCCAAUCACGGGAACUUCCUGCUGACGGGCGCCUACGACAACACCGCCAAGAUCUGGACUCACCCCGGCUGGUCCCCGCUGAAGACACUGGCGGGGCACGAGGGGAAGGUGAUGGGACUGGACAUCUCCCUCGAUGGCCAGCUGAUAGCAACCUGCUCCUAUGACAGAACCUUCAAGCUCUGGACAGCUGAGUAGCUCAGAGGUGCUGCUGCUGCUCAUCUGAAGAUGUAAAUACCUUUGACUUGCUGUUUGUAGGAGAGAAAAGCAAGGGCUGAGCUGCUGCCCCCCAGGACUGGCACCGGCUGCUCUGGGGCUGAGGCAGCUCUGUGCCUGUGUCUUUCAGACCUUGCCUGGGGCUCACAGCUUGGGGAAUGUUCUUCCAGUUUUUAGGACUUCAUUUUCACACUGCAGAUACUGCUUUGUGCUGCCAUUUGGAGGUGAUGCAUCUGCUUCCACCCUCCCUUGCACGCUGGGCUCAUGGCUUUUGUCCAGUCUGUUUGAAACAUUCGUAGGGGAGGGGAUGGUGCUCAGCCUCUGCUAAUACCCUUCCUCCCUUUACAUUUUCCAGGAGCCCUUGGUAGGAGUCUGAGACUUCAAACUUGAUUUGCAUUUAAAGAAAAGAAAAACUAGCAGUCAGAGGAGUAUGGUGCCCUGCUGCCCCUGCCUCUGCAAAGGCAGUCUCUGAAGGUGCAGGUCUGUACCCAUUUCACAUUCACUCACAGCAGAUGCUAAAAGGCCAGGGAGGUUUUUCAUUUUCCAUGUACAAGCUCCUUGAGCCAUCUCAUGAACUGGGUCAUUCAAGUCCACACAGGCAUCUCCUGGUGAGGUCUGUGCUGUGUCUCACCUAGGCUGGUGUGAGGAAGCUGCUGCAGUGUAGGACUGUCCUGUGUCAGCUCACACUGGGGGGAGGUUUCUCAUUUGUUGUUCUAAUUGAGGUUUUGCAAAGGUUGUGUUCUGGAAAGUGAAAACAUGUUCUGAAUGUGCACCUCACCCUCUGGCUCUGCCUCAGGAUGGAGAAGUGACAGGUUCUUCACCACUCACACUUGGGUUUCUGUCUGCUACUGUAAAAAAACCUUCAGGAGGAAAGACAAGAUCAAUUCAUCUCCCUGUUUUCAGCUGAAGAGCAGCUGUAACCUAAACACAGUUCUGUUCUCAACA